AUGCAAAUACUAAAAAAUACCGGAAUAGAUGAGAAGGAUAUUCGUGUCAUUAAAAAUUCGAACAAAGAAAUUAAACGUAGAAUAGCAAUGACUAAAACUACUUUUAUGAAAAUGAAGUCAUUGCUUUGCAAUAACCAUCUCAGUUUAGAACUAAGGCAAAGAAUGGUUAAGUGCUAUGUUUGGUCCAUACUUUUGUAUAGUGCAAAAGUGUGGACGCUAAAAGUAUUGAUCAUGAACAAAAUUAAAGCAUUGGAAAUGUGGAUUCAUAGACGAAUGCUGAAAACACCUUGGACAGCAAGAAAAACGAAUGAAGAAGUACUAAGGAGCAUCAACAAAGAUAGAGAACUGCUAAAGACUGUUAAACAUCGAAAAAUGUCUUAUCUGGGACAUAUAGUAAGGGGA
Diabrotica balteata is the source of this 402-nucleotide messenger RNA. The record is from the annotation of a GenBank genome assembly. Lineage: Eukaryota; Metazoa; Arthropoda; Insecta; Coleoptera; Chrysomelidae.